CGGGACGACGGGCCGGCGCUGAGCGGGGUGGUUCGUCCUGUGGCCGCGGCGGGCUCGGCGUCUCCUCUGGCGGCCGGCGGGGGACUCCGGGGAUGGAGACCUUGUCUUUCCCCAGAUACAACGUCGCUGAGAUCGUGACUCACGUUCGAAACAAAAUCUUAACCGGGGCCGAUGGCAAAAACCUCUCCAAGGGUGACCUCUACCCCAACCCAAAGCCCGAGGUCCUGCAUAUGAUCUACCUGAGGGCCUUACAGAUCGUGUACGGCACGCGCCUGGAGCACUUCUACAUGAUGCCAGUGAACUCGGAUGUCAUGUAUCCACACUUAAUGGAAGGCUUCUUACCCGUCAGCAACCUGUUUAUUCAUCUGAACUCAUUUCUGCCCAUUUGCCGGGUGAACGACUUUGAGACGGCCGACAUUCUGUACCCAAAAGCCAAAAGGACCAGCCGGUUUUUGAGUGGCAUCAUCAACUUCAUCCACUUCAGGGAAGCAUGCCGUGAGACGUACAUGGAGUUCCUCUGGCAAUAUAAAUCUUCUGUGGACAAAAUGCAGCAGCUGAAUAUGGCUCACCAGGAGGCCUUAACGAAGCUGGAGAAACUUGAUUCUGUUCCAGUGGAGGAGCAGGCCGAGUUCAAGCAGCUUUCCGAUGAGAUCCAGGAGCUGCAGCAGCUGCUGAGCCAGGACUUCCAGCAGAAAACGAUAAUGCUGCAAGAGAGAAAUGCCCAGAAGAAGUCUGAUAUCUUAGAGAAAACCAAGUAUUUGAAUGAGCUAAAAUUGUCAGUGGUUUCUUUGAAAGAAGUACAAGAGAGUUUGAAAACAAAAAUUGUGGAUUCUCCAGAGAAGUUAAAGAAUUAUAAAGAAAAAAUGAAAGAUACAGUUCAGAAGCUUAAAAAUUCCAGGCAACAAGUAAUGGAGAAGUACGAGGUAUAUCGUGACUCAGUGGACGGCCUGCCCUCCUGCCAGCUGGAGGUGCAGCUGUAUCAGAAGAAAAUACAGGACCUGGCGGAGAACAGGGAGAAGCUGGCCGGCGUCUUAAAGGAGAACCUGAACUUGGAGGACCAGAUUGAGAGCGGUGAGUCAGAACUGAAGAAACUGAAGGCUGAGGAAAACUCUUUGCGGAGACUGAUGAAUGUGAAGAAGGAAAAGCUCGCCACGGUGCAGUUCAAAAUCAACAAGAAGCAUGAGGACGUCAAACAGUACAAGCGCACGGUGAUCGAAGAUUGCAAUAAAGUUCAAGAAAAAAGAGGUGCUGUCUAUGAGCGGAUAACCACCAUUAAUCAAGAAAUCCAGAAGGUUAGAUUUACCGUUCAGCAGCUGAAAGAUGCCACUGAGAGGGAGAGGCUGAGGUCCCAGGAAAUAUUUCUGACCUUGAAAGGGGCUCUGGAGAAGUACCACGAAGGCAUUGGGAAGGCGGUGGAGGAGGGCUGUGCCAAGCUGGAGGGGAAGGCCGCGGAGCUGAGGAGGAGGAUGGCCUCACUGCCCACUUGACCCGCACACACAGGGGCUUGUGAGUAGCUCGUGUGGUUUAAUGGCCUUUGUAAUUGGAAGCUGGAGUUAAUGGAAGCAUCAGAAGUACCAAAUAAUGUUGCUCAGUCACUUUUUGUAUCCUCAUAGGUUAUUAUUUGUAGGGUAAUGCGUUUAAUGUGGACUUUCCGUAACCCACUGACAAUAAAGCUGUGUAGUUGUUCCUGA
Miniopterus natalensis is the source of this 1691-nucleotide messenger RNA. RefSeq names its product NUF2 component of NDC80 kinetochore complex (gene NUF2). Gene Ontology annotation, cellular component: Ndc80 complex; kinetochore. Gene Ontology annotation, biological process: mitotic spindle organization; attachment of mitotic spindle microtubules to kinetochore; meiotic chromosome segregation. Gene Ontology annotation, molecular function: protein-containing complex binding. NCBI's taxonomy places the organism in Eukaryota, Metazoa, Chordata, Mammalia, Chiroptera, Miniopteridae. The record is from RefSeq and is a predicted model, not a curated record.